This is a messenger RNA of Aspergillus uvarum CBS 121591, 1726 nucleotides long. Its product is annotated as putative longevity-assurance protein (LAC1). Gene Ontology annotation, cellular component: membrane. Lineage: Eukaryota; Fungi; Ascomycota; Eurotiomycetes; Eurotiales; Aspergillaceae. The transcript has 4 exons. Gene Ontology annotation, biological process: ceramide biosynthetic process. The record is from RefSeq and is a predicted model, not a curated record. Gene Ontology annotation, molecular function: sphingosine N-acyltransferase activity. Bases 244 to 1569 code for a protein of 441 amino acids.
CUCUUUUCUCUCCCCCCCUCUCCCCCUUCCCCCUUCAAGGUUCCUGGAGUUACGUUUCCCUCCUUCCCUCUACCAUAUUCGAACGUCCCGGCUCUCGACGGUUCUCCUUCUUUACACCUUCCCUCCCACUUUCCCUCUCGCGCUGUUGUCAAUUGGGUAUUCCUUUCUGCAGGACUGCUGCUUCUGCUGUCAGAUCUCCAAUUCCAGCGAGAUACUCUCCAGGCUCUCCCUCCCGCUUCCGUCAUGGCCACCGACGUAUCAUCUCCAGUCUCUCAAUCGGUCUCAGAAAUCAAUGCCUGCGUUUCCACUUCUACCAGUCAUCACCGCCCGGCGGUCAAAGAAACCACGUUCCGCGAAUGGAUGCUGCAUAACCAGAUCGGGAUUACCUUGACCACUCUUGCGAUGUUAUUGGCCGUCCAUCACCUCUAUCCUUCCCUCAACCCCUACACCACGCCGUUCUUUCAGCUUUCCUACUACCAACCUGCUUCCGGGGACUACGUACAAGGAUGGGACGAUGUCUAUUUUGUCGCCAGCUCCGCACUUGCCUUCAUCGCUAUCCGGGCCAUUCUCAUUGACUGGGUCUUGAGGCCCAUUGCGCAGCAGUGGGGUCUGAAACGGAAGGCGUCGCUUCGUCUGGCUGAACAGGGCUGGCUUUGUCUAUAUUAUGGCUUCAUCUGCUCCCUUGGAAUGUAUAUCUGGUCCAACUCUGACCACUGGGGCGAUUUCAGCAAAAUCUGGGACCAAUGGCCUGCGCGCAAUGUUUCAGGUUUAAUGAAAUGGUAUCUCUUGGUACAAUUGGCGUUUUGGGCACAACAGCUUCUGGUGAUCAAUAUUGAGGAGCGUAGAAAGGAUCACUAUCAGAUGCUGACCCACCAUGUAAUCACCAUUGCCCUCUUUGGUUCGGCUUACGUCUACGGCUUUUACAAUGUCUCCAAUGUCGUGCUCUCGCUCAUGGACAUUGUUGAUCUCCUACUACCUACGGCCAAGGUUCUCAAAUAUUUGAAGUACGAAACGAGCUGCAACGCUGCUUUUGUUGUGUUCAUGGUUACGUGGUUGAUUACUCGUCAUGUUUACUACCCGAAACUCUGUUGGUCGAUUUACAAGGACGUCCCUGCCAAGAUGUCUUACGGAUGUUACUCAGGUACUACGGCGGAGAUGAUUUCCACCAAUGGCUACCCGAGCGCAUGGUCGUAUCUGGUCUCCCCCUUCAAGGAUCUUAACGGACCGAUUUGCAUGAACCGCACCGUCAAAUGGGCCUUUCUUUCCUGCCUUCUGGCACUGCAGCUGCUUUCCCUCAUCUGGUUCACCAUGGUAAUUCGCGUGGCCGUUGGCGUCAUCCGCACCGGUAAUGCUGAGGAACCUCGCAGCGAUGACGAAGGAGAGGAAGAGGAAGAGUACUUUGCUGAAAAGGAUGGCCUCAAUGGGUCCACGCAUGCGAUUGACAGCUCCAAUGUUGACUGGCGUCGAGCCAAUGGUUCCUCGGCUGUGCGGCCUCGGCGAGUUCGCCUUGGAGACCAAAGCGAUCGCAAGGCACUUCUAGGCCGCAUUGGCUGCGACAAGCCCACGUAAUCUGCCCACGCUCUUUACCUUCUUUUCUUUUCUUAUUCGCCUUUCUUUUAUGACGAUAUCACGGAUAUGGAUACGGACAUGCUGAUGCCAGUAUCAACGACAAUGCCAAAAAAGUCUCAUUACAGAUUAUACGAAAGAAGUGAAUAAACACGGGGAG